Molecule: messenger RNA, 2492 nt
Organism: Lecanosticta acicola
Lineage: Eukaryota; Fungi; Ascomycota; Dothideomycetes; Mycosphaerellales; Mycosphaerellaceae
Source: the annotation of a GenBank genome assembly
AUGUCGUUCUUUGGCAAGUUCAAGACCGGUUCGGUAGGUUGCGAAGCCCUUGUGCGUUGGCUUACCCGUCUUACGGCAUAGGGACUCGGCAGGCACAGAGGAGUGAGUAGAUAUGGGUUGGCUGACAACGCAUUGACAAUUCUAGAAUCAGAACAGCGCCAAUGCCACAUCCACAACCGCGAAGAAGGAUCCCAAUGCGCCCCAACCGACGCUUCUCGAAAAGCACAUCGCCGACGUUGCUGGCCCUGUAAGGCCGGACGGCAGCGACAAGUUCUUUGGCUUCGAAAACGUACGCGCUCCUACAUGCCACCCCACUGCAGAACACAUGCUGACCGAUGCCUAUCGAUAGUACGGUUCCACAUGGUAUGACAAGGAUUUUCUCUGGGCUAUGGCCGUCAAUUCGAUCACUGACUCUCUCUCUGCAUAGCUAUUGUAAUUCCAUAAUACAGUGCUUAUAUUACUCGGCACCCUUCCGAGAACAUGUCAUCAAUUUCCCUUCGACUGCCUUCCUCGACGAAAUCCGAAGUAGCCAGCCCAAUGGCGCACCUCUAUCGCCUCGGACGACGCCUGCGACACCAUAUCCCAAUCCUACAUCACCAGCGCGCAAGUCCAAUGUCCCAGCUUCACCGGGGCAGGGGCCCCCGAAGCCUGAAGACAGCAGAGAUUCUCCGGAGCACAGAAAGAGGCUGGCGAUUCAAGCCGGACCGGUGCUUGAUAUGACACAUGACAACUCCCUGAAAUACGGCAUGGACGAGUCGCUGUUCACGUCAUUACGAGACAUCUUCGAGGCAAUAAUAGGGAAUCAGUCACGGAUAGGCGUGGUGAGCCCGCAUAGAUUUCUGGAGAUUCUCCGACGAGAGAAUGAGAUGUUCCGGUCUGCGAUGCACCAGGAUGCCCACGAGUUUCUCAAUUUGCUGCUGAACCAGGUGGUGGACAACGUGGAAAUGUUCGCGAAGCAGCACCCGUCUCUAAUGGCGUCGCAUGCGAACGGAGGAACAAAAGGAACGGUGGAUAUGACUGUCUCGGAGACUGGGCUGAACGUUGCCAAAGGUGGACUGGACACACACUGGGUACACGAUCUGUUCAAAGGCCUCUUGACGUCGGAAACGCGAUGCUUGACUUGCGAAAAUACAUCGCAACGAGACGAGGCCUUCUUGGAUCUCUCGGUUGACCUCAGUGCCCACACCUCGGUUACCUCGUGCUUGCGCAAGUUCUCGGAAGAGGAGAUGCUUUGCGAGCGUAACAAGUUUCAUUGCGAUAACUGUGGAGGGCUGCAAGAAGCAGAGAAGAGGAUGAAGAUCAAGCGGCUACCACGGAUUCUGGCUCUACACUUGAAGCGCUUCAAAUACACCGAAGACCUACAGCGAUUACAGAAACUCUUCCAUAGAGUCGUCUACCCCUUCCAUCUCCGGCUGUUUAACACGACAGAAGAUGCAGAAGACCCGGACCGGUUAUACGAGCUCUAUGCGGUGGUGGUACACAUCGGAGGAGGGCCAUAUCAUGGGCAUUAUGUCAGUAUCGUCAAGACGCAGGAUAGAGGCUGGUUGUUGUUCGACGACGAGCUCGUGGAGCCUGUGGACAAGAGCUAUGUCAUGAACUUCUUUGGAGGCGAGCCGGUGCCUGGUGUUCAAGACGCGAAGCAGCUGGCGUGCGCAUAUGUACUCUUCUACCAAGAAACGACUCUGGAGGCCAUGUUGAAGGAGCAAGAAGCUGAGGCCGGUAAACCAGCGCAAGAGAUGCCCGUACGGACAUCAGACGUAGAGACUGCAAAGGAUGGCGCUUCUCCCCCUAACACUAAGAAUGGAGAGGAGAAGCUCCAGCAUGCGCCGUCAGCCACGACACCCAUUGCCGAGGAGAUGGAGCAUAUGGAUCCUCUCGUACAUGCCACGACCUCGCCUAUCCUCGGCGGCUCCGAUCGGUCUCGCUUUGAUCCUCUGCCAUCGCAGCCUGCGCCGCCGGUCAAGUCUAAGAAAGAGCUCAAGCAAGAAGAGAAAGCGCGCAAAGUAGCCAAGAAGGCGGAGGAGAAAGCGCAUGAUGACAAACGCCACGAAGCAAGUUUUAAGCGUAUGGAAGCUUGGAGAAAGCAGGAUGAAGAGAUGAAGCAAGCUCUGGAAAUGAGUAAGCAAAGUGCUGCUGAUGAGGCCAGAGCUCGAGGCGACCAGUCUGAGAGUAAGACUGGUGGGCUGGCGCGCUUCAGGCACGGCAGUAUGAGUCUGCGGAAGAAGCCGUCCAUCUUUAGUAAAGAUAAGGACAAGGACAAGCUGCCGCCGGUUCCGAGUGCAAGUACGAUGAACUUGAAUGGCAAUGGGACGACUGUGCCCGCGGCCUCUAUGGACGGUACGGCACCCGCGACGGAGCCCCACGAGCACGACGACGUGCCCACGGCACUGCCACCCAUGCCAGCAGGAAGUGAGCCUGCAAGGCCUCCCGGCGAGGAGAAGGUGAAGAAGCAUCGAUUCAGCCUUGGGAGGAAGAAAAGCUCGCUGUUAUGA